ACUUUAAACGCGCGAAAGUCAGGCGAGGCACCGGAGCCACUAUCCCUCCCAGCAGAGCUACAGCAGGCAGUCAGUCGUCCCUUAGCCCCAAACGCCUAAACCUAAAGAUGCAGGUCCACCAGGCUGUGUUUGGAGCCUCCGUGCUCGGCAUGCUGUUGGCCAUCGGAGCCUCCCUGCCCGUGCUGGAUGUCAGCUCCGGCAUCGACAACGCCACCAUCGAGGAGCUGAGGGCCAGCGUCAACGAUACCCCCAAGAAUCUCUAUGUGGUCAAGGCGGUGGUCUACGAGAUCGGCAUCCUGACGGAGGUGGGCGAGAAUGACACCAGUUUCGAGAGCCAGGAGCGCGUGGAUCUGACCUUCUACGACACGCACAGCAACAAGAGCCACAUUGACCUGGGCAACAUCCCGCUGCCCAUCCAGACGAACGUCACCGGUCAAGUGCUGACCGGCAUUGCGCCCGUGAAUCUGGGAGCCUUCAGCAGCCCCCAGGAACUCCUGGAAACCCUGCCCCUGACCGGAAGCAUUGUGAACAUCACGCACAGCGACACCGCCUUCUAUCAACUGAGCAGAUCGAACACCAGUGCCGCCGACAAGCCACAGAUCCUGGAUCAGGAUGCGCUGUCCAAGCUGACGCAUGCGGCCCAGUUGUUCCCACCAUCGUCCCAAAUUGGGAAGUCAGUGCCAGUGAACCCAGCCGCCGAUAACGAGGUGCCCCAGACGGAACCCGAGGAUUAGGCUCGCUAACUAACUCCGCGGAAUCUCAUCGUGAUGCAGUGCGUUGCUCUCCAUGCAAUCUAUAAAUACGUGUAUACUCUAGAUCUACUUAGUUUUAUGGCUUCACACUUAAGUACCUACAGUGCUAGAAAAGACUGGACGAGGACAAGAGAUCAGCACUAUUGCCUUGGUCUCAUCACAAGGUUGGAAUUUCACUUUUCUAUUGCAAAGUAAAAAUAAAUUUCGCAUUAGUGCUAGGUAAA
Molecule: messenger RNA, 976 nt
Organism: Drosophila teissieri
Lineage: Eukaryota; Metazoa; Arthropoda; Insecta; Diptera; Drosophilidae
Exons: 2
Coding region: 108-734 (208 amino acids)
Source: RefSeq, a predicted model, not a curated record